AGGUUCAACAGGAGUGAUGCCAGUGAGCCCCCUUCUCAUCGGUCUCCUGGGAACAGCUGCCUGCCUGGCGACGGGGGUCUGCCUCGUCUUGGCCGCCCUUUGUCGCUGUCACUAUGCCCACCCCCAUCGUGGUCGGCCCUGUUCGCGUCCCACCGACAACGGAUCCAAGCACCAACCCAUGGAGGCGGUCAUCGCUGCCGACGAUCUCGUCGUAGACGGCUCCGUGACAGGCGUUAGGACGCCGCUCACCCCCACGUCUGAGCAACAUUUCAUGGUGGAGGCGGUUAAUCAAAGGGGUGCAGUGGAGGGAAGCGAUCCCGAUAUUAUCAGAAAUCAGUAUGAAAGGCGUCCUAUGCAUGGAUUCAUGAAAGUUUAUGAGCCGCCUGGGGUCAGAGAAGAAGAAGACCUCGAAGAAGAAGGAGAGGAAUAUGACUUCAGACACGUUGCCAAAGAAAUGACACAUGUCCCCUCCAGUCAGACGAUCUAUAGAAGUCUGCAGAGGCCUAGCCGGACAGGGCUGCCAACCAUGUCUAGCGCACAAACCCUCUCACAUAAAUAUAGGGGUCCAGAAGUUGUUACCACGUCGAAUCGAAUACAGGAGAGUUGCAUAUAAGUGUCAUUGUUUUCAUCAUGUAAUAUAUUAAUGUAAUAUUUAAACAUAAAAUAAAGACUUCGUUGUCGA
Molecule: messenger RNA, 682 nt
Organism: Leptinotarsa decemlineata (Colorado potato beetle)
Lineage: Eukaryota; Metazoa; Arthropoda; Insecta; Coleoptera; Chrysomelidae
Gene: side-IV
Product: sidestep IV
Molecular function (GO): protein binding
Source: RefSeq, a predicted model, not a curated record